GUGUGUGAAGUGUCAUAUGGAAUAGCAAUUCAGUCGUUACGUGAGUGCAAAAGUGGUUAUACUGUAACAUUUCCUCGUAUUAGUAUUUCUUAAUUUGAAAACGUCGUAUUAUAUUUUUAUAUUAAAUGUGUGUUUUUCAAAAUUGAUUUUAGUUACAGAAGAUCCUCAUAAUGGCCUUCACAUUUGCCAACUUGAAGUACCUGCCGCUGCUGGUGUUCCAAAUAAUUCUAAUGGUUCUUUACUAUAUGUUUGUGAAAUAUGGAGGCGAGGAAGAUCACAAUAUACGAGGUUUUGAAGACACUCAUGUGAUGAUAUUCAUCGGUUUCGGUUUCCUGAUGACAUUCUUGAAGAAAUACUCCUACAGUGCCCUUGGCUUUAAUUGGUUCCUUGCAGCGCUCGUCAUACAAUGGGCAUUACUCUGCCAAUCCUUUUACCAUAUGAAGGACAACACAAUAUACCUAACAAAGAAAUUGCUGUUGGAAGCAGAUAUAAUGUCGGCUACAGUUUUGAUCACAUUUGGUGCCGUUCUUGGGGUCGCCAGUGGACUUCAGCUGCUUUUCAUAGCUAUUAUUGAAACAGCCGUGGGUUGCUUCAACUUCUGGCUGGUUGAGGACGUAUUUAAAGCAGCUGACGUCGGUGGAUCAAUUGCAAUUCAUGCGUUUGGGGCUUAUUUCGGCCUCGGUGUGAGCUUGGCUAUGAAAGGGAAGAAAAAAAAAUCAGAAACUGCGGAAAAUGUGGUUGACCUGAAUGGCCCGAGCUAUAUGUCGGAUGUAACGGCUAUGAUUGGAUCAAUAUUCCUCUGGAUCUACUGGCCAUCUUUCAACUCGGCACUCACCAAUUCUAACACUGAAUACCAACGGGCCGUCGCCAAUACAUAUUUGGCGCUUGCAGCUGCUACAGUAACAACUUUCGUCAUGUCUUCAGUAUUGAGCCAUCAUCAUGGCAAACUGGAUAUGGUGCACGUACAGAACUCAACGUUAGCUGGGGGCGUGGCUGUUGGAUCAGUGUGCAAUAUGUAUAUUGGGGCAGGAACUGCUAUUGCUAUCGGUAUGGGGGCUGGAGUGCUCAGUGUGCUUGGGUACCAAUACUUAACACCACUACUCACUCGGAUUGGAAUCGGUGAUACAUGUGGAGUGCACAACCUUCACGGAAUGCCUGGCGUCUUUUCUGGUAUACUGACUGCUGUCUUUGCCGGUCUGGCGACUAAAGAGGAGUACGGCGCUGACCUGACCGGCGUUUUUGAGGCAAUGAAUGAGGAAGGCGUCGCAAGGACUGCAAGCGACCAAGCUCUAAACCAAUUUUUGUCUUUGAUAGUGACUCUUGUAGUUUCUUUUAUCGCUGGAACUAUCACUGGAUUUCUCGCCCGGGCGCCGUUCUUGGAGCCAUUAAAGGAUAACGAAGAAUACAAUGACGAAGUCAACUGGGAAUUGCCAUAAUCAAACAAAAUUUUGCCGAGAAAGCUAUUUUUUUUGUAACGACCUUUUUUUUUAGUUAAGUAACUUUGUAUAGUGAGAAUAAGGACAAGCUAAAACUUGUCAAAUGUCUAUUUAUAUUGUUGUUGUGUGAAGAUAUUAAAUAUUAAUACUCUUAAAUUUAUUUAACAUAAUCGAUGUCUGCAAUUAAUUAAAACUAGCUUUAAUUAACUUUCGGCUUUUUCAUGUGUAGAAAGUGUUUUUUUAUGUAUACUUUUAAAUAAAUUGCACAAGUGAUAA
This is a messenger RNA of Pieris napi, 1712 nucleotides long. RefSeq names its product ammonium transporter Rh type B (gene Rh50). Bases 171 to 1436 code for a protein of 421 amino acids. Gene Ontology annotation, cellular component: plasma membrane. Gene Ontology annotation, molecular function: ammonium channel activity. The record is from RefSeq and is a predicted model, not a curated record. Gene Ontology annotation, biological process: ammonium homeostasis; ammonium transmembrane transport. The transcript is spliced from 10 exons. NCBI's taxonomy places the organism in Eukaryota, Metazoa, Arthropoda, Insecta, Lepidoptera, Pieridae.